AUGGCUUUCUUCUCUACGCUCUCGAGCUCCAUCGGCCGGAAGCUGCUCCUCUACGGGUUGCGCCACAUCGACAUACUGGACAAAGACCCUGCCGACUUCGUGAGCGUCGAUGUCGGGAGGCGCACUACACUCGAGGUUCGGGACGUUGGGUUGCACGUCAAGAAACUCCUAGCACUACUACACCUCACGCUCCCUCCCGAGAUCCAGCUGUUGAAAGCGCAGGCCUCGCUCCUCCGGGUUACCUUCGUCCUCGAAUUCGGCGUCCCCCAGAUAUUGAUAGAGAAACGAUCCUCGCCACCUCCAACGGCCGCUUCGCCUUCCGCUCCACCCAACAACCAGUACAACGAUGGUUCAGACAAUGACGAUGAUGAUGACGACUACGUGCCCACCGUAGACGAGCUGGCCAAGUCAUUCAUAAAGACGGAGCCUCUGGAAGAAAUUCGCGAGCUGCAGCAUGAGCUCGAGUCUCAACCUACGUAUAUGCACGAGUCGGUCGCAUCGAGCGACGAUGGCGAAGAGGCUUCUGCUGGUAUUGGAGCGCCUCUGACGAUCCCAACAUAUCUUCGCAAUAUGUUGAACACCGCUUUAGAUCGUCUAAGCAUAGUUGUCAACAACAUCGAUAUAGAUGUGGAGGAUCACUUCCCUAACGAUGCCAUGGACUCGUCAAAGUCAAGCGAGACUUCACCUUCUUCUCUGAGCUUUCACAUCGAGAGUAUAGCGAUUGACUCGACCACUGCCAAAGAUGUUCGCAUUGAGGCUGAGUCCACAACGUUGCCUCCCGCCACCUCGAAGCUAGGUAAGCGGAGGAUGCGGGUGGAAAACAUUUGCGGGCGCCUUGUGUCCGAUGUCAAAAAUUUCGUAUCUCAUUCGCAGUUCUCGCAGCCGUCAUCUCCGCCUACUUCGCGAUCUCAGGCGUCAAGCAGCCAUGAAACCAGCAGCGAAUCUGCGACGAGUCAAGUUCAAGACCAGCCUGUUGAGUCCAGGCAAUUUUUCCAAGAGGAAGUGAGAAGCUCGACAACAUUCCGGGGCGAUGAAGAGGCGUCAUCCAGUCAGAUCGUUUCGCCAACAGAAGCCCAAAGUGCCGUCUCUCACGGAGAAGCUACCUCCCCCAAGCGUUCUUUAUCCCAAGACCAAGCACAGCUAGCGCCGUCGCCACAAACAACAGACGAUGAUCGUUUUGCAGACGCUACUUCCGAUGACGGUGUGUAUGAUGAACAACUGCAGCCUUCACUCGGCCAGUCUCAGCAACAUUAUGCAUUGCCUGAUCUUGGCGAGGGUAGUUCAUCGUAUGACGACGAGGGCUUGCUCAACUUCGCGAUGCAGAAUGACAUGCUCAAUUCACAACUUGAGAAUAUAUCAGCGAUGGAACAGUCAUCAGACGCGGCGACGUGGGGGCUAGACGGUGCAACUUCAAGCCGACAUACUCACAUCUCCGAAACCGCUAACGAUGCAUCCGUGUCAGACUUGCCUACUGUGUCUGCUCUGGGUCGCUCCUUUCCAGUCCCGAAUGUGAUCGACUCACCGUCUCAAUCGGGCCAUAUCCAGGCACCCCACAUCAGUACUGACAAUUUAGCUGCAGCACAUGAGCGAACAACGGAUGAUACUCAGGAGCUUUCCGACGACGUGCACCAGCAUCUUGAUCCAUCGCCUUCACCAGAUGAAGACAUGGCCCAGUCACGGUUUUUCACGCACGAUGAGGCUGAAAGUAUGUACAUGAGUGCAGUGAGUGCGACGCAGGCUAGUUCCGCUCAUGCUGGGCACGUUCCCGGAGGCUGGGACUCUUCGUCAGACUCAAGUAAAGAAUCUAGUUCCGAUAGGUCGGAACCGAUACCAGAGGAUAUGAUCUCCGGUAGCAUUUUAGCGCCAUUGCCAGAAGCAGACGAUGGAUGCGAGACUCCACGUCCGGGGAGCCGCCAGAGCUCGGUCUUGCCGCCAAGACCCGAACUUACACAAACCCCCACGCCUGACGCGCCCGGUCCGCGAAAACAUGCCAAACGGUUUCUCACUAUAGAUGAGAUUACUGUGUGGUUCCCCAUGGCCCUCGGUGAUAAAGAGCGUAAUGAUGCAACAAGCGAGCAAGUCGAUGAUGCGGCAGGCAUGGAGUUUAGUCCUUCCAAUUUGGGUGAAGAUUCUAUUUUCACGGAGAUGCCAGGAUCGUUCUCCAAUUAUGCACAUUCUUCUUCACACCGUCGAAAGCCCUCCCUGGAAGCAUCGUCUCGCGGACGACCUACUCCCGCAUCCCUACAAACAUCUCGGCCACCAGCGCAGCCCACGACAACAGGCGUGGCUUCGAUCAUUGUCGAUGUCGGCUCCGUAGUCGGUCAUAUGGACAUAUCCACUGGCCGCAUCAUGGCCGCUAUGUUUGCUCGGGCAACACAGACUCUGACGGGGGAACAGUCCUCAAGCGAAGGAACUGUGAAAUCGAAGCCCACGGAAACUUUGGAAUCAUCUCCCAUGAGUCUUGAAGUUUCCGUGCAGAGCAUUGCUCUAUCGUGGCUGGAGCACGUGUUGGCGGAAUCUACGCAGGAAGGGCCGCUUUCAGAGCACCAACUGGAACUUCAACCUUCGGACGCAAUAUUGAGAGCCAAUUUCUCGGCUAUACACCUCACCAGUGGCAAGUCUUCCGGUAUUUUGCGAACUCAACUUCAUAUUGGCAAGUUCAAAUUAGCAUCUUUGGAUCAAGACAUCAUUUCCUUCCACAGCUCACGGCCGAAAUCCAGACGGUCGGCCAAUGUCCCGCUAGAACAACCCAAUCACGAUAUAGAACUGAAGUACGAGCAGGGGCAAGACGAUCGUAUCACCAUCGUCACCCGUCCCCUCAACAUCUUGUUUGACAUCCAGAAACUGGACGACGCGUUGGGCUCCUUUGGUGGGUUCAGCGGCAUAUUAGAGUUGAGCAACUCCAUCAACUCUAGUAGCGCAGUCGCAAGUCCUGUCAUAUCGCCAGCCCGCUCUCGGCCUCGCGGUGUACAUUUUGGUGAUGGUCUACCUCCCCCUGUCAAAGAAUCACCACCCACGAAGUCUCCGAAGAUCGACGUAAAACUCGGUGAGGUAUCUUUGGGCCUCAGGGGGAAGUCAUGUUCCAUGCAACUUCACACGACAACGGUGCGCAUUGCUGUACGGCAAAGCAAUGUGCGCCUCAAAGUUUCUGAGACACAGCUGACUGGCCCUUACACGGAGAUCGCCCCCAAGACUGCACCUUUUUUUGGAGAAAUGAAAGGCACUGAAAUCAACUUUCUCUUCGCUCCUGGCGAGCAGGAUCUCACUAGGCUAAUAUCCUUAAUCACGCCAUCAAAGAACCCGUACGAAAACAACGACGACAUUCUCAUCGAAACCCUGCUGCGUCAGCGAAAGAAAGGUUCCGUACUCCGAGUUGAAAUCGCUGAAAUCGGUGUUCAUGUUUCAGAUCUUGAACACAUGAAAGCCUUUGAGGCUCUGGGGAUAGAGCUGGCUCGAUUAUCCAAGGUCACCAAAUACUUGCCAGAUGAUGAUCGACCUGGCCUUCUAAGCCUCGCAUCUGUGAAACGGCUGGAUGCUCGCGUUACUAUGAAUGAGAAACUUGGAGAUGUCUCAGUCAUCUUGCAGGAAUCCGCAUUAGCACACGUCGGAGUUCCUGCUUUGCUUGCUGUCGAAGUAAGCAAAGCGACUGUUCGGCGCAACGAAGAAGUAUUGGUCCAUGAAGUUGUGGAGCUAGACCCAUCGGAAGAACUACCCGUCAUCAUGCUGAGGAUGGUGGGCGAUGAGAUGGAACCCAUGGUGAAAGUCAAGCUGUUCAACCUAUGCGUUGAAUACCGAGUCAGCACGAUUAUGGCAGCGCUGGGGAUUGCUGAGGAUGGCACGGUAGACGAUCUGGCUAUAGGUCUGGCCUCGAGUGUCGCAACCGUCACAGGCGCAUCCUCUCCUAAGACCAUCAGCCGACAAUCUUCCCAGGCGAGUUCGCCAGUCACAGCAGUCUCUCAGCCGCUUCAGGUCGAUCUUUUACUGAGGGAUUGCGCAAUUGGUCUCAAUCCCCGGAAAUCACUGUCGAAGGGUCUCUUCGUCCUCACGGAAGCGCAUGUCACGGGUAAGCAAGCAAGAAACGACUACUCUGUCACGGUCGACCUCCGCAAGGCUUCGAUGCAUGCUAUAGAUGACAUAGCGCGCCUAGAAGAAGACCACGGACCUGUCUCGACCAUACCCACUGCCAACGGCCAAUUAAAUGGGCUGAAAAACUUGGGCUAUGUGUCUUUGAGUUCGAUUUCGGCCGCAAAGAUAUUAGUCAAUAUUGGAGGUGAUGGACAGGAACACCCACAGCUAGUGGACGUGGAGUUCAAAAAUGAGCUGUUUGUUAUUGAGUCAUGCGCAGAUUCUACACAGACGCUUAUGACAAUUCUGAGCGGUCUACAGCCCCCAACGCCACCAUCAACCGCAGAGCGAUAUCGUACGACGGUACCGCUACAGCAAAUGAUCGAGUCAUUCACUGGCGAUGAACUGUUGCAAGAUGAAGAAGCCGAUGCCGAUGACUUCAUGAGCAAUGCUGACUUGAUGGAGGAUGAUCUGUCAAAGAGUCCUACUUUCGUUGGGGGACUCUACAAUUCACAACCCUUACCGACUGAUGAGGAAAUGGGUGACAGCCUUUUGGCUGAAGAAGAUCUCGGCGCUUUGCCCACACCGCCUAUAACUCGCCAACGUGGCGAUCGAGCUCUCCUUGAGAGCUUCCAGGAGAAGCACGAAGUCACUCAAGGAGAAGAAGCGUUUGAUUUUGACGACGACUACUUCGGAGAGUCAAAUAUCGAACCAAAGGGUAAAGCCCGUAAAUGGGAUUCGACAAAGAACCAAUAUCAUCCAUCCAAUGAGUUCAAGGUUAUAGGCGCUCCACUAAAGGUACGCGUCCGCGACGUCAACGUCAUCUGGAACUUAUACGACGGCUAUGACUGGCCUCAAACACGGAGCGUUAUCAGCAAAGCUGUGGAUGACGUUGAGGCUCGCGCCGAGGAGCGAAGGCAUAAGGGACGAGAAGAAGAUGACGACGAUGACUUCGUUGAGCAAGACUUCCUCUUCAAUUCGGUUUGGAUUGGUGUUCCUGUGAAGGACGAGAAAGGAGCUCUAGCCCGACGUAUCAACCAUGAUAUUGACGAUCUUGCCAGCGAGACGGGCAGUUACGCGACGUCGACAGCGACACGCUCGACUGGGGCUACUCUACGGCCUCGAAGUACUACCAAAUACAGGCGUCGUCUCAAGCUCGAGCGUAGUAAACACAAAAAGAUUGCAUUCUCCCUCAGCGGGGUCGCGGUUGAUCUUGUCGUCUUUCCGCCGGAUACAGGCGAGACGGUCAAUUCCGUUAAUGUCCGCGUACGAGAUCUAGAGGUUUUCGAUCACAUGCCUAGCUCUACCUGGAGGAAAUUUGUCACGUGCGCAAUCGAUCCAGCGAAGAGAGAGCUCAUUCGUCCGAUGAUAAAUCUUGAACUCAACACGGUCAAGCCGAUCACUGAUCUAGCGGCUUCGGAGCUCGUCAUUAAAGUAAGUCUUGAUGCAUGUUGA
Alternaria incomplexa is the source of this 5520-nucleotide messenger RNA. RefSeq lists its product as uncharacterized. The transcript is spliced from 3 exons. The coding region runs from base 1 to 5520 and encodes 1839 amino acids. Gene Ontology annotation, molecular function: phosphatidylinositol-3-phosphate binding. The record is from RefSeq and is a predicted model, not a curated record. Lineage: Eukaryota; Fungi; Ascomycota; Dothideomycetes; Pleosporales; Pleosporaceae. Gene Ontology annotation, cellular component: phagophore assembly site; extrinsic component of membrane. Gene Ontology annotation, biological process: autophagosome assembly; autophagy of mitochondrion; piecemeal microautophagy of the nucleus.